CCCUUUUCUCCCUCCUCCUCCUCCUCCUCCUCCUCCUCCUCCUCUCGGAGAUGGAUACCUCUCUUUGCCCUCCUUCCAAGUGCCGUUUCUGGAGGGUUUUCUUGGUGGGGAGCUUGUGGCUGGACCAUCUGGGCUCCGUGCUGGCGUGCCCAGCCAACUGUGUCUGCAGCAGGACGGAGAUCGACUGCAAGAAUCCCGACGAUGGGAAUCUGUUCCCCCUCUUGGAGGGGCAGGAUUCGGGGCCCAGCAAUGGCAAUGCGAGCAUCAACAUCACGGAUAUCUCAAGGAACAUCACGUCCAUACACAUAGAGAACUGGAGGAGCCUCCACACGCUCAACGCUGUCGACAUGGAGCUUUACACAGGACUUCAGAAGCUGACCAUCAAGAACUCAGGACUCCGGAACAUCCAGCCCCGUGCGUUCUCCAAGAACCCUCACUUGCGCUCCAUAAAUCUUUCCAGCAACCGGCUCACCACACUGUCAUGGCAACUCUUCCAGCCUUUGAGUCUUUGGGAACUGAGGUUAGAGCAAAACUUCUUCAACUGCAGCUGCGACAUCCGCUGGAUGCAGCUGUGGCAGGAGCAGGGGGAGGCCAAGCUGAACAGCCAGAAUCUCUACUGCAUCAACGCGGAUGGGUCCCAACUGCCCCUGCAGCGCAUGAACAUCACACAGUGUGACCUGCCAGAGAUCAGCGUGAGCCACAUCAACCUCACCGUGCGUGAGGGAGAGAAUGCCGUCAUCACCUGCAAUGGCUCGGGCUCCCCACUGCCUGACGUGGACUGGACCGUCACUGGCCUGCAGUCAAUCAACACCCACCAGACAAACCUAAACUGGACCAAUGUCCACGCCAUCAACCUGACCCUGGUGAACGUGACCAGUGAGGACAACGGCUUCUCCCUGACCUGCAUCGCUGAGAAUGUGGUGGGCAUGAGCAAUGCCAGCGUGGCGCUCACCGUCUACUAUCCCCCCCGCGUGGUGAGCCUGGAGGAGCCUGAGGUGCGCUUGGAGCACUGUAUAGAGUUUGUCGUGCGGGCCAACCCGCCCCCGACCCUGUAUUGGCUGUAUAACGGACAGCCCCUGCGUGAGUCAGAGAUCAUCCGUGUGGAGUUCUACCAGGAGGGCGAGGUGUCUGAGGGCUGCCUGCUCUUCAACAAGCCCACCCACUACAACAACGGAAACUACACCCUCAUCGCCCGGAACCAGCUGGGUGCUGCCAACCAGACCAUCAGGGGCCACUUCCUCAAGGAGCCCUUCCCAGAGAGUACGGAUAACUUUAUCUCAUUCUAUGAAGUGAGUCCCACGCCUCCCAUCACCGUGACCCACAAACCUGAGGAGGAUACCUUUGGGGUAUCCAUUGCCGUUGGACUUGCAGCUUUUGCCUGUGUCUUGUUGGUGGUCCUCUUUAUCAUGAUCAACAAAUAUGGCCGCCGGUCCAAGUUUGGCAUGAAAGGUCCCGUGGCUGUGAUCAGUGGUGAGGAGGACUCCGCCAGCCCCCUGCACCACAUCAACCAUGGCAUCACCACCCCCUCGUCGCUGGACGCCGGGCCGGACACGGUGGUGAUUGGAAUGACCCGCAUCCCAGUCAUCGAGAACCCCCAGUACUUCCGCCAGGCCCACAACUGCCACAAGCCCGAUACGUACGUUCAACACAUCAAGCGGAGAGAUAUUGUGCUGAAGAGGGAACUGGGAGAGGGGGCUUUUGGGAAGGUGUUCCUGGCAGAGUGCUACAACCUCAGUCCAACGAAGGACAAGAUGCUGGUGGCGGUGAAGGCCCUGAAGGACCCUACGCUCGCUGCCCGGAAGGAUUUCCAGCGAGAGGCGGAACUGCUCACCAACUUGCAGCACGAGCACAUCGUCAAGUUCUACGGGGUGUGCGGGGAUGGGGACCCCCUCAUCAUGGUCUUUGAGUACAUGAGACAUGGCGACCUCAACAAGUUCCUCAGGGCCCACGGCCCCGACGCCAUGAUCCUGGUGGACGGGCAGCCCCGGCAGGUGAAGGGUGAACUGGGGCUGUCCCAGAUGCUGCACAUCGCCAGCCAGAUCGCCUCGGGCAUGGUGUACCUCGGAUCCCAGCACUUCGUCCACCGCGACCUGGCCACCCGCAACUGCUUGGUGGGUGCCAACCUGCUGGUCAAGAUCGGAGACUUUGGCAUGUCCAGAGAUGUCUACAGCACCGAUUACUACAGGGUGGGUGGUCACACCAUGCUGCCCAUCCGCUGGAUGCCACCUGAGAGCAUCAUGUACCGGAAGUUCACCACAGAGAGCGACGUCUGGAGCUUUGGGGUCAUCCUCUGGGAGAUCUUCACCUAUGGGAAGCAGCCCUGGUUCCAGCUGUCGAACACAGAGGUUAUCGAGUGCAUCACCCAAGGCCGGGUCUUAGAAAGACCUCGCGUCUGCCCCAAGGAGGUCUAUGACAUCAUGUUGGGCUGCUGGCAAAGAGAACCCCAGCAGCGUCUCAACAUCAAGGAGAUAUACAAGAUCCUUCAUGCGCUGGGCAAAGCCACACCCAUCUACUUGGACAUCCUUGGCUAGCCACGCCCUACGAUCAAGAAUCCACUCCCCACCUCACCCUCCCACCUUCCUUUCUCCCCGACCCUCUCCCUUCUCCCUCUCCCCGACCCAAGAAAACAUCUCCAUAUAAACUCAAGUGCCUGCUAUAUAUACACCUCUGAACGGCGACCUGUAAGGCAGUUUGGUGAGUGUAUGUAUAUAUACAUAUUUAUAUAUAUACACAUAUAAACGUUCACCGUGUGUGCGUAUGUUUCUAAAUACCAUCCACACCGAUGCAGAAGGAAGCCUGCUGUUCCAGAAACGUUAUAAGACUUUCAGAACAACGACGUAGAAAACCUUAAAAGUAUUAAACUGAAAAAAGAAAACCUUUCUGGCCAAGCUAUGGACCACACUCAACCGGACUCAUUGCUGGAUAUGAUCCUUUGAUUCCGGCGGGACGGAGCUGAAGCCCUUGGUGCUGACAGACAGACAGACAGUCCUCCCUUUGGGGUCAAAAAUGCUGAGGAGGGUGGGGUCUGGGGGAGGUGGUCGCUGCUCAUAAGUCGUCUGCACCUGGCGUCCAGACCGACCUGAUUUGGUGAAAGAAUCCCCCCAGAUCUGUGUCCUGUGGGAUCUCACUCUGCCUCCACCAAAUGCCCCUCCCUCCUCUCUCUUCCCCACUGUCUGGCCUCCUGCCCCCGUCCCCGUCCCUGUUACUUCAGGAUGAUUUUCUUACUUGCUGAUUCUUAACCGCGUAGACUUGAUGCUUUUUGGGAUGUACAAUCAUGGCACCUACGGGUAACACAAAAAGACACACAGAAACUUGGAGGUGGCAAAAGGGAUUUUUUUGGUAUGGCUUGAGGUUUUCCCAUGCAAGCUUUCUGUCAGACUUGGAGGAGGAUCGAGGCCAGACAGCUGGAUGUGUCUCUGCCCUGGAAGAGGCGGGAGCCCUGUGCCCAGGAACACCGCCAUCUCCACGACUCUCACCUGGUGGAGACUUCUCGGCCUCUCCCUAGCUGGUCAGUCCCCCGCUGGUGGUUGGGACUGUAGAAACCCUCUUGUCAACGUUGCCCUGGGGUUGAGGAUUUGACCAGCUUAUGUUCCCCGUCCCCCAUGAGGGAGACCUCGUGGGCCCAAGGCCGCUGCCAGGUUGGUCUCCUUUCACCUGUUCCUCCUCCCCCUCCUCUAUGGAAAUCUGAAAAGGGGGAGAGCAGGAGGUGAAGGGGGACUGGGAAAGAGAAGCCGUCAAAGGGGUAUCCCACAGGGGGUGGGGAGCAGGCUGGGUCAGAAGCGUUUGGUCCCUUUGACAUUCCCUUCACAUUCCCAGCUCCUGAAAAGCUGGCUGCAUCUGCUAUUGAGCUAUGGGAAGCUGCAGAGAGUGAGGAAAUAGCCCAGAGGAUAACAGAGGGAGUGGAGAGAAGGAAGAGAAGGCAGAGGAGGAAGAAGAGGGGGAGGGGGAAGAGAAGGGAGCCAUGUUUUCUCUGGGAGACAGUCCAGCGAGAGGUCCUAUCAGGAAAUUUGGCACCUUAUUAAUGAGCUGAGGCUUGGGAACUCGGCUGGGAAGGGGAGGGAGCUGGAUCAUCUGCUCUCGGGGUGGCUUGGUGGGUAGUAAGGGGAAGGCAUAGAGGAAGGGGACGUCUUACAUCCUGGCAUGUCAAAUUGGCCACCAGUCCUUUCCCAAGCCAAUCUUUCCCAUCCUAAUGGCUUGGGUCUACAAGGGAAAGGAGAAUCCCUCAGCCAUCUGCAGUGACCCUCCUCCAAGCCCCAGCCUCCCAGUUGCAGUUUGAACCCCAAUUCUGUAUAGCUGGAUGGUUGCAAAGAGUUCUGGCAGAUAUCCAUGGGGAUGUGGAGGGGGUCAGUUUCUCAGCCUGUGCUAUUUUGAACUGAGCUGGAGGUAACUGAUACUUCUGCUUCACCUUUGGGAAAACAAGGAAUCCAUGGCUGGGGAGACUGAAUGUGCAUAAAAUGUCUCUCUUGUAAUACAAAAGGGCACUGUAGAGAAGAAGGAAAUGGACACAAUACUCACCCAGUUGGGGGAGUGAGAGAGAUGGCCUCAGAUUUUGGGCUGGUGCUACUCACUGUGAUGCAGGUGGAGGCUAGGUCUUUCCCUGUAAACAAAAUCUUUCAGUUUUCUAUUGGAUCGGCUCACUGUCUCCUCUCCCCCUCACCCUCACAUCCCUCUUCCCCCAUCCCCUCUCUCCCAUGACAUCAUUGCUCCACCCCUGCAUCAUUUAUUGCUGGAUGCUGCUGGAAUCCUGUGGAGGGAAAAAUUCCUCACAGGAACAGGUGUCGGGAGAGGUCCAGGGUCCAGUACCAGGCUCCCUUCUUUUCCGCAACAUCCACUUCCAGGUCAAAGGCUACAUACUUCUGUUGUUGUUCCUUCGGCUCUUUUGUACCAGCUUCUCUCUCCUAACCUGACUCAUUCCCAGGGCAUCUUACUGACCACUGAUUCGGAGCAAGGAAAACAGGAGGAGAGGGGAGAUGGAGACAGGGAGUGAGUGGGGUGAGAGACAAGGGAACUCCAGGAAACCAAGUGUGGAUUGGGUGUCAGACAGGCAGCCAUUCCCCAUUCCCUCCCAUCAAAAGAUGGUCCAUCUUCAUAGUGACAUCAUCCCACUCAAAAUGCCCAAUCUAAGUCCCUUGGGCCAUGUGGCUGACCUCAGGGGUCAGCACACAUUUUAAGCAACUGGCCUGCAAAGUACUUUUUUUUAAAUGACUGUGUGGUGGCAGGGACAUGAGAAAGAGUCUUUUUCCUCCUCUUUCUCUUCCCCCCCUUUCCUCCUCCUCCUCUUCUUUCUCCUCUUCCACCCCAAUCUAUUAUUGCUGCAGGUUGUGAGAGAGUUCUGACCAGUCAGUCUGAUUUGUGAGGUGUGCUAUCUGGGACAGCAGAAAGCCAGGGGAGGUGAUGGGAAAUGAACGAGAACAGUGUUGGGACCUGGGGGAUGAGGUGGCCAGUGCCUCUGGCCAGGCUGAAACCAGUGGUGGGGACCAAUCAUCAUGAAAGUUUUCCUGAGUCCUCCGCUGGCCUGCAUCAGGCCUCUGAGGUCAUCAGAAUCUAGCUUAUGUCCUCCAACCCUGUGGGGAGGGCCAGAGUCCUGGCACAGGGAAGACUGAAGCCCUGAUCUACACCCUACACCAUUCACUGGACUUUCCCAGAGGACCCAUCCUGGAUGAGGGGGAAUAGAGAAUCUGACCUCCUUCCAGGUCCUUCACUGGACCAUGAGCCUCUGGGCCCUCUUGCCAAAUUUCCCUUCUUGUUUACCACAUUGGCAGUGAGCAAGGAUAGGAGAAUCACCCUGAUCUCCCCAGCCAGUUACAACCUCUGCCCUGGAACGGGUCUGGGGGUGGCAGAGUUGAUGCCACAAGCUGAGGGGUUAGAAGUCGUGAUGCACAAGCUGUUCCCAAGGCAAUGUCCAGGAGGCAGCCCAGGGAGGGAGGGGAAAACAGGAUGCCCAUAGGGGGGUUUAAGAUCCCUCCUGACUCAGUGAGAACAUUGCUCUGUCAUCUGGUGAUUGCAUCACCUUGGUGCCAUCCCAAUCGAACGUUCAGAGACCUCUAGGGAAGACCAGGGGCCAUGAGGAGCUUGGGAUCAAGAGGGAAUUUGUCAGGAUCAGAGCUUGAGAUUGAGGUGUUUUUUCUGGAGAUUUCCCCGAGCUGGGCGCAAGGAGAAUGAGGUUUGAAUGUGAUUUAGGCCAGAAAGCUCAGGACCCCAUUUUGACUCCCAUGGUCAGGAGGAAGGCUACUUCUCUGGACCACUGGAGAUGGGGACAAGUGAGGUGGCAUCCUUUAUGGUUGCCUUGGGCAUGAGCAUGGAAGCUCCCCCUCAGUCCACCUGCCCUCUGGAAUCUUCUCUCUCCCCACCCCCACUGUCAUUCUCAGUUUGCAGAGUGAUCUUGAUGCAGUAACUCAGAGAUCCCUGGGAGAAGGAGGAGGGUCACUCAGAGUUUCUCAAUGUCCUUCUCCUAGGGCUUUGACAGCACUUGGGGUGACUUUAUCUGGGUCUGGAAUCUGACACCUCCUGGGGCAGGAUUUCAGAUUCCGUUCUCCCCAGUGGCAGGUUUCAAAGUGGUGUUGACUGGAAUGGGUCUAUAGUUGGCAGGAAAAUCAGGUGGCAUGGUCUCUUUAGCCCAAACUCUCCUCUUCUGUAUUUGGUUUAAAUGGCUCUUGUCUGGCCAGGUUGAAAAGUUGGCCCAAGUGGUGAAGUAUGAGGUUUUGAUCCUGUCUUUUAUUGACACAGUAAAAAACUCUGAUGUGGGAUUGAAAAUUUGCAACAUUUGAAGCACAAUUGAGAGGCUUAUUAGUCACUCCACUGUGAGGAGAAGAAUAGGUUAAAAGUUACCAUCCGGGAAUGGUUUCUGUUAAGUUCUGCCUGGAGGCGGAGGGCUGGACUAGAUGACCUCAUCAGGGUCCCUACCAUCCAGAGGAUUUGACAACUUUGGAAAGGCAGGGUCAGGCAGAGGUAGAAAAUCACUGGAGUGAUGAUGACAAUCUGUCAUCUGGUCACAUCUGGCUAUUACUCUCUUCCCAGAUGGGACCAUGAUGACAAUACCACAGAGAACCCUGAAAGUUCUUGCUUUCUGAGGUUGACCAGUUGACCUUUUUCUCCACUUUUGGAAGAUAGUAAUAGUAGUAGUAGUAGAAGUAGUAGUAGAAAUAGUGGUAUUAGUAGUAGGAAUCAUAU
This is a messenger RNA of Ornithorhynchus anatinus (platypus), 7170 nucleotides long. RefSeq names its product neurotrophic receptor tyrosine kinase 3 (gene NTRK3). Gene Ontology annotation, biological process: positive regulation of kinase activity; cell surface receptor protein tyrosine kinase signaling pathway; protein phosphorylation. Gene Ontology annotation, molecular function: ATP binding; neurotrophin binding; neurotrophin receptor activity. Gene Ontology annotation, cellular component: plasma membrane; signaling receptor complex; axon. Lineage: Eukaryota; Metazoa; Chordata; Mammalia; Monotremata; Ornithorhynchidae. The transcript has 17 exons. Bases 51 to 2531 code for a protein of 826 amino acids. The record is from RefSeq and is a predicted model, not a curated record.